AUGAGCUUCAGCACAGUCUCAGGUAGUUCUUCCAUGAUGGUGGGAGCUAAGAGAGAUUAUAUAGUCUCUCGCGACGACUACAACAACGACUACGACAAAUCCGUGAUGCAAACACCAACACAACCAUCCUCAAGCAAAUAUAUUGAGGCAAAUGAGAACAUGAACACAUCAAGCUCCAAGAAAAUGAGAGGAAGACCCAUAGGAUCAAAGAAUAAGCCAAAAGUAUCAACAAUUAUUAAGGAAAACAAUGGAAGCAUGAUGGAAGCAAUUGUGAUUGAAAUAUCAGCUGGAAAAGAUAUUGUGGAAACACUCAUAAACUUGGCUCAUACACGUCAAGCUAACUUAACAAUAUUGAGUGGUUUUGGUCUUGUUUCUGAUGUUACACUUUUGAAUCCUGUUUCUCGUUCCCCUUCUUUCCUUAAAGGUCCAAUAUUCCAAAUGAUGUCUCUCUCUGGCACUUACAUCAAUGCUAAUUGUGCUUAUGUUCCUCCUCGUUUCAUCACUCAACCAAGAUGUUCCUCUUUUUCCAUUUACCUAUCUGCUGGUCGUGGACAAGUCUUUGGUGGCAUUGUUGGUGGUGAGAUUAAGGCUGUUGGUGUUGUUAGGAUUACUGCAACUCUUUUUGUAAAUUCUGAGUUUCAUAGAAUGGCCAUCAUCAAUCAAAUUUUUCAUGAAUUUGAAGAAGAUGCUAGUGCUAGUGGUAAUGGUAAUGGUAAUGGUGGUGGUGUCAUCACAAAUGUUGUGACUCCAUUCAACAAUAACAACACUUCCAUUCAUGCUUUGGGAUUUGGUCUUAUGUCUGCCAAUCAACAGAUUAUUCCAACUCCUCCUCCUCCUGUUCCUACUGAUGUCAAUGUCAUAUGGUGGAACCAUUCCCCUCGUUUUAAUCAAUCUUAA
This is a messenger RNA of Cicer arietinum (chickpea), 897 nucleotides long. The record is from RefSeq and is a predicted model, not a curated record. Lineage: Eukaryota; Viridiplantae; Streptophyta; Magnoliopsida; Fabales; Fabaceae.